AAGUCGCUGCACUUAAACAGCUCUUCUCCGAUGUCAGUAUCUCUGUAUGGUGUAUAUAUAAUACACUCAAAAUCACAUGCAUUAUCAUCUCUCUAGUAUGUGACUGACUGAGUGAGUAGCCAUUUUCUACACUAAGAAUCUCUUGCAUCUCUGUUGCAAUUGCAAUGGCUGCUGCUUCUUUUGAAGAGGGAAUUACUGAUGGAAGUUGCGAUCUAGCUGAUGCAGAUUCAUGCUUUCAGUUAGUAAAGCCGAGUUUUGACGAGUUUAACCAGCAGUGUACUACUACUCUAGAUGUUGUGCCUAUUCUUUUUGAGGAGGCUUCUUUUCCAAUUGAAGAUAAUUUUGGCUUUCAGAAUUCACAUGGCCAAGAUCUUUAUAGUAUUUCCAUGUUAUCUGAGGAAGACAAAACCGACCCAAAAUGUACAUCGCAGCUGGCCUUUUUAAGCUUUGUUGAACUUCCUGUUUCACCUAAAAAACAGAUGUGCUUAGAUCCAAAACUGAAUUGCCAGAACUUCAUUGGUUUGCAAAUGGAAACUCCAGAUGCUUAUUCGCCAUGCAUUUUGGAUAUAGAUAUUGAGAUGGAAAAUUUUGAAAAGCCUAAAUCCAAUGAUGAAACCGGUGCAAGUACCAAACCUGAAGGUCUUCUAACUGGGGUACUGCAGAGACAAGCAAGUAUAAAAACUCGGGCAAGAUUGAUGCAACUAUUGACAAAUCCUGGCUCAAGUUUACUGAAGUAUAUUUCUAAAGAGAAGUCAUUCAAUGAGAGGGUUCAUGAUAUUCCAAAUAACAGAUGGAGAAAAUAUAAGCGAGCGGCGUCUUUUGACUCACGUAAAAUUGUACUUCUAUUCUCAAUCUUGUCGAGUUUGGGGACACUGAUACUGAUAUAUCUGACCCUGAGAGUUAGGCAAACCGCUGAUGGUUACAUUAAUGCCUGAUUGUUUUGCUUCCUUGCCUUUUGAUACAUGAAGGGUGACCUGCUAUUUUGAUGUUUCUCACUAAGAACUGUUGUUGAAUUCCCCUUUAUGUGCCUGCCAAUUUGUUACACAAUUUUCCCCAUUUUGUAUAUAAAUUACCUAUUUUCUAACAUUUAAAACCCCUUAUCUUUUUA
Molecule: messenger RNA, 1108 nt
Organism: Ricinus communis (castor bean)
Lineage: Eukaryota; Viridiplantae; Streptophyta; Magnoliopsida; Malpighiales; Euphorbiaceae
Exons: 7
Coding region: 165-935 (256 amino acids)
Source: RefSeq, a predicted model, not a curated record